Messenger RNA from Esox lucius (northern pike), 4638 nucleotides. Its product is annotated as protein phosphatase 1A. Gene Ontology annotation, molecular function: protein serine/threonine phosphatase activity; magnesium ion binding; manganese ion binding. NCBI's taxonomy places the organism in Eukaryota, Metazoa, Chordata, Actinopteri, Esociformes, Esocidae. The transcript is spliced from 3 exons. Bases 205 to 1227 code for a protein of 340 amino acids. The record is from RefSeq and is a predicted model, not a curated record. Gene Ontology annotation, cellular component: nucleus; cytosol. Gene Ontology annotation, biological process: positive regulation of canonical NF-kappaB signal transduction; protein dephosphorylation; positive regulation of canonical Wnt signaling pathway.
UUCAUUUCACGUCAGUAGCCAAAAUUACUGACAGAGUAUGGGGACUGACGUCUUUUUUCAGAUUCUAAUUUAGCUAGUUAUAUAAUUAGCUAAUAUACUAGCUUGAUACCUAUUCAUAUAGUAGUUUGACUACCUGCCAGAGAUUACAAAAGGUAUAGCUAUUGCUAGGUACUGGAGGAUUUGGAUAAAGCAACCAAGAAAGAAAUGGGGGCCUUUUUGGACAAGCCCAAGAUGGAGAAGUUGAACGCCCACGGGGAAGGGAACGGCCUGCGCUACGGCCUGAGCAGCAUGCAGGGCUGGCGGGUGGAGAUGGAGGACGCACACACCGCCGUCAUUGGCUUGCCUCAUGGCCUCAACCCCUGGUCGUUUUUUGCUGUAUAUGACGGCCAUGCCGGCUCUCACGUGGCUCGAUACUGCUGCGAGCACUUACUGGACCACAUCACCAGUAACCCUGAUUUCAGGGGUGGUGGUGCAGGACCAGGGGGCGGGGGUGAGGAGGCCAGAACGACUCUGGACAUCCGCCACGAGCCGUCUGUAGAGAGUGUAAAGAACGGCAUUCGUACUGGCUUCCUGCAAAUUGACGAGCAAAUGCGAGCGAUCUCGGAGCGUAAGCAUGGGGCAGACCGCAGCGGCUCCACAGCAGUGGGAGUCAUGAUCUCACCUCGACACAUCUACUUCAUCAACUGUGGCGACUCACGGGCCCUCCUCAGCAGGGGAGGCCGGGUCCAUUUCUUCACGCUGGAUCACAAGCCCAGCAAUCCACUGGAAAAGGAGCGCAUCCAGAAUGCCGGCGGCUCUGUAAUGAUACAACGUGUUAACGGCUCACUAGCAGUGUCUCGAGCCCUUGGUGACUUUGACUAUAAAUGUGUGCAUGGCAAGGGACCCACGGAGCAGCUCGUGUCCCCUGAGCCAGAGGUGUUUGAGAUCGAAAGGUCCGAGGAGGACGAAUUUGUUGUGUUAGCGUGCGAUGGCAUCUGGGACGUGAUGGCCAACGAGGAGCUAUGUGACUUUGUACGGUUACGCCUAGAGGUGACAGAGGACUUGGAGAGGGUGUGCAAUGAGAUUGUUGACACAUGUUUGUACAAGGGAAGUCGGGACAACAUGAGUGUGGUGCUGGUGUGCUUUCCUGCUGCUCCUAAGAUUUCGCCUGAAGCUGUGAAGAGACAGGCAGAGCUGGAGAAAUACCUGCAGAGCAGGGUAGCAGGUGGAGCAUCUAAAAAGAAAUAGUAAAAAGAGCAAGAUGUUUAUUGUUCCUAAGUAACAUAUUACUACUUAUUACUGGCCAAAACAGACAUUUAAAUGUAAACAGGUACCCACAGCAUCCCAAUUCUAAGUGUGGUGUCUCUAUACACACACCAUACUUUUUUACUAUGGCUUAUGCUGAACUUUCAAUGUCUUGAAGGGAAAUGUAGCACACUUUGAAUGCCUAAUACUGUCUUAUCAGGGGCCCGCAGAGAAUAUGUAUAGAUCAGUGAAUAGUUGUCAAUGUUUUAUCAAUUUAGUUUUACAGAGUAACAUAAAAUCACAUUUUAUUUAUUUUUAUGGUAAAAAAAUAACAAUUGUCACUUUUUUUUAACUACUUUUCAACUGAUGGAAACGUAAUUAAUUAUAUAAAAUUAACCAGAUUUUUUGGUUUUUUUUCAAACGUUUGAUCUGGAUUGAAAUUAGUGAGCUUUUUUACUGUCUAGUUUUGCCAUUGAACUUGGUCAUGCAAAGAACUGUUAGAACUCUAUAAAGUAUAUAUAGCCAAUAAAAUAAAAUGUUAUCUUUUCAUUUAACACCUGGUCUCUGAUGGCCAUAUAUUUGGUCAAAUACUUUCAUUACAAGGUUAUUUUCAGUAUUCAGUAAUUCUAUCAAAAAGCUUAUGCCUUUAAUUCUAAAUUGAUUGUCCAUAUAUAUUAAUUACAUGUGUGUAUAUAUAAAUGUAUAUAGUGGCUUAGCAGAAAACUAUUUCUCAGGUUUUGCUAGGGUUGUCUUAUAAUGGUCUGAGUGGACAGGGGCAUAUUAGCUCUUAUUUGUGAAGUGGUUUGAAACUCUGUUAUUAGUCUUUUAACCAAUUUAACACAUUUUGAUGUCAUCAUGGAAAGCCACAACUUACGCUCAUGCAAAUCUGCAGGGCCGAACAUUAUAAACAGCUUAAAGUUUCUCAGGCUAUGAAUGGCUGUUAAAAUCACUGAUGUACUUGCACGUAAUGAAAUGGUUAAAGGUGCCACAUAUGGGAUUCUUACUUUAUGUGGAAGAUAGGUGAAUUACAAGAACAUUAUGCUUAAUUCAAAGCAAAACAUCUUCUGCUGCACUCCACAACAUAGGAGGAUUGUGCUUUCAUUUUUGCUUUCGGUGUUACUGCUUGUUAUUUAAAUGUACAGUGCAUUGACAAAAUAACGGGAGCACCUGACUGUAUGUUAUUAGCAAGAACUUAAUGAGGAGGAGGGCACCCCUUUUCUUUCAGAACAACUCCAAUCCUUGGAUGCUGUCAUACAAGAACUUAAAGUGUAGCAUUAUUCACAAAGAACAUUUUAAUUUUUUUGCGGGAUGAAGAAUAUGGAACUCACUUAGUUGCCUCAUUUUCUUUGAAAACUCAAAUUUAAAAGUGUUAAUUGGCAGACCUCUUAUUGUUGACACCUGUACUGCUAAUUGGAAAUGAACCUAAUGUGACCUCUGCAGCUGUGUUUGUAGUUUUUAUUUUUUUAAUUCAAACAGCCCUUUUCCAUUCAGUCUUUCUGUUAUGUCCACCACCUGUAUUUCACAGCAGUUUAGAUGGUAAAAUUAUUCCUUACACUAUAUAUAGUACAUGUUUUCUUAUUUUUAAAAAUGUCUCACUGUUGUUUUAUAGUAACAAUGAAGAUUUCUGUGUUUACUACUUGUCCCAACCACAAACUCAAAAUGGUGCUCCCAUUUUCAUGAUAAUAACAUGCAGUAGCGAGUAAGUAAUAAUCAAUCAAAUCAGUAGCGAAUAAGUAAUAAUGUCAAACACCAUAAUUUUACUAUAAUGGAAUUCCACUAUUAAAUGACAAUGAAAAAAUAGCACAUGUGAAGCACCUUUAACCAUUUAAAAUAGUUGAUGUUGUUGGACAGAUACAACAGCUUUUCAUGAAAGCCAAAUUAUUCCGCACUGAACAAUAAGGGCAGGGAUUCCCAACCUAGGGGGUGGGCCCCUGAAAUGGGGUGCCUGAGCUUCCUGGGGUGUCAUCAGUGAUUACAUUUAUUUCCAUUUUAUUAAUGUAAUAGGCCCUGUUUAAAGAAUCUCACUCACAAUGCCAACAUCAAGGAGACAUCCCUAAUUUGUUCACACUUUGUAGAAGUUAGCUGAAUUACAGCAACACAAAAUGUACAUUCAAACCAACUUUCCCCUUAUAGCGCAGUCAGUAUAAUGAUUUUUACUUGUGAAUGAACAACUUAAAAAAGCUUUUAAAACUUUUUGAUUUUUAAAAUAGCUAUUUAAAUUGCACAUUUAUUUCCUAGACUACUCAGUGCUUGUUUUCUUGCUUGAACAGAAACUGAGUGAACUGAAUGUCAUCAACUAUGAAAUUAUUAAGGGAUUUUGCUUGCCCAUAUCAGCUAUUGUUCGUUUAAGGAGAAAUGAUUGCAUGUCUGUGUCAUCAGUAGAUGAGUAGAGUGCACAUUUCUAUUUGACCAAUAGAAAUUGUGCAUUUUAGGAUGUGCUUUUAUAUGCACCAAAAUCAUUUCUGGUGAAUAAAGGUUGUAAAACAUUGUCAUUCCACUAUUAAUGCAGAUAUACUAUGUCAGUAUAGAUAUAUGAAUGUUACUGUUAAUUAACUGCUAGCAAGCAUGCUAACUAUUCUGUUGAAAAUCACAAAAAUGUUUUGAAUGUAAAAUAUGGCUCCCUGGUGGAAAAUGUUUGGGAAAACUGGCCUUAAGUGUUCCAGAGGUCUGAACUGUGGCCUCUGGUGCAUAUAUGGCUACAGAAUAGGUGUGAUAUUAAGGACGAUAAGCACAGUGCUGCACGGUUGUGCGGUGACAUAUACCAAUGGCGCGAGUUACAUUCAAAUAAAACUUUAUUUUGACAUCAAAAUGUUGUUCCUAUGAACGAUGGUAAUGUCCAAUGGCCCACCCUAUAUUGCUACUUUUGAUGCAUUUAUUGAAGCAGUUGUAGAGGGUGUGGAAAAUAACUGUUUUACCAAGGCUGUGCUGCGGACUUAAGUACAAGGCGAUAGCCUUAAGCCACUCUUAUAAGUUGGUCUACAGCUCCCACAAUCUAUGGCUGCAGAUGAACGUAAUGAUAAGGCUAAGAGGAUGAAAAGUUCAAAGAAUUUUCAGCUCACGUGUUUUACAUCUGGAAUUGUUUCUCACAAGCAGCAACAGAAAAUAUUAGCCGAUUGCUCAGAAAAAUAUUUAAGCAAACAUCUGCCAAAUGAUUGGUGCACCCUUUUGAUUUGUUUACCAGAGAUACACAAAGAAAUAAAUGCUUUAAAAUGAGUAUUUGCUAAAACGUGUAAAUACUAGACCAAACAAAAUCUCUAUACCAAACAAAUAUCUUUGAGUUUGGUGCGAAAACACAAAUUACUAUCUGGACAGGCAAUCAUACGAUCCACAAAAUUUGGCCAGUCACUUGGGAAGUACUUUCAUCUUCCAAAGAUAUUAAUGUCACAUUAUUUCAGUUUGUUGAAUCCAAAUAUA